Messenger RNA from Uloborus diversus, 714 nucleotides. Its product is annotated as steroidogenic acute regulatory protein, mitochondrial-like. The record is from RefSeq and is a predicted model, not a curated record. The transcript is spliced from 7 exons. The coding region runs from base 1 to 714 and encodes 237 amino acids. Gene Ontology annotation, molecular function: lipid binding. Lineage: Eukaryota; Metazoa; Arthropoda; Arachnida; Araneae; Uloboridae.
AUGCUGCUCCACAAGUUGUUCGAAAGCCUUUCUUUUUUCAUAGCUGAAGACUCGCAACACCAUUGGGUAACACAGAUCUUUAAGCAAAAAGAACCACCGAGGAAGAAAGAAUGUUUUCGAGAAUUAUCAAAUCAAAUCGUCGAAGAAUCUUUGCAAAUCAUGAAAGACGAAGGCUGGGUGGAAGAAUCAAGGGAAUGUGAUGAUGUCAUUUACAGCAGAAAAAUUCCGAAAUAUGGCAAAGUUUUUAAAUAUGAGGGAAUCGUCAACAUCAACGCCGGAAAGCUGAAGUUCAAGCUUUUUGACGAAGUAGAGAAAAGCCCUGAGUGGAAUUGUUGUUUGACGGAUGCGAAGGUAGUACAACCUAUUGACAACCAAACAGAUGUUGCACAUAUCGUUUCUAAAGGCUAUCCCUUCGUUUCAAGCAGGGACUUUGUAAAUCUCAGAACGUGGAGAAAGAAAGGGAAUGAUUACGUGCACUCAUGCAUAUCAAUAUCUCAUCCAAAAGUUCCAGAACAUCCAUCCUAUGUCCGUGGUCAACACCGCCUGUGUACAUAUGUAAUCAGUCCUUUACCACAAGAUCCCAACAGAAGCAAAGUGACGUGGCUGAUGCAAGUUAAUCUAAAUGGAUGGCUUCCACAAUACAUCAUCGAUCAAACUAUCUCCAUUGGGAUGUUAGAUCAUGUAAAAGCUAUAAAAACGUUUCUGGCUGACUAA